Molecule: messenger RNA, 2716 nt
Organism: Lactuca sativa (garden lettuce)
Lineage: Eukaryota; Viridiplantae; Streptophyta; Magnoliopsida; Asterales; Asteraceae
Gene: TRM22
Product: DnaA initiator-associating protein
Source: RefSeq, a predicted model, not a curated record
AAGUUACAUUUACAUAGAUUUGAAAAGGCUCACUUUACUAUGUUGACUUAGGGCGGCUCGGCUGUCGGCUCAUUUCACUCAGUGCGUGGUGGGGGUCUAAAGUAUAGUCACACUCUAUCCUUACACUACGCACCCCACCCCCUUAUCCUACGCACCCACCCCACACUCCCUCCAAAACCCCACUUCUGUAAAAGUGAAAACGAAAAAGAAGCCGUUUUCAGAGGAUAAACAGCAGCACACUGUUCGUCAUCAGAUUGUUAGCUGCGUCUCGUGAGUACAAGAGAAAAAAGGAAAAGGAAAAGCUUCUUUUGAUGACGAGACGUACGGUGGUUUUAUGCAAGUUAAUGUGAAGUUGUUUUCUGGAAUACGGUUUUUGCAGAAGAUUCCUCUGUUGUUUCGUGUCAAAAUCAUUAUCAACCUCGGCAUUGCCUGAGAGAUUCGUUAAUGUAAAACUUGAACAGAGUGAAAGUGAAAAAUUACUGUGAUGUUUGUUUGACGUGAAUCGGUGAAGAAUAAAUUGAGAUUUAUGAUGAGAAUGUGGUUUGAUUUUGAGCAGAAGCUGAAAAAAUAGCAGUGUAGGUUUUUUUUUAUCCACCGAAUCGAGUCUGAAGUUUUUGGGGAAGAAGAUGAGUGAUAGUGCGAGUGUAACGGCGUCGUCUUUAGCGAUUACGGAGAAUAAACCUCGAAGAACUGGUGGAUGUGUCGGAAUCUUCUUUCAACUCUUCGAUUGGAACAGAAGGUUCGCUAAGAAGAAACUUUUCUCCAAGAGAUUGCUUCCUCCAGAUCGUGCAAAAGAAGCUUCAAAAAAGUUCGGAGGUGAUGAGAAGCUGCCGAAACUAAGACUGAUCGCUGAUGAAAACAGUGGGGGAUUCCCAAACAUGAACAAAAAUGGCGUUUCAAACAAUGGAGUUCAAACUCCUAGUUUAGUCGCUAGGCUUAUGGGGUUGGAAUCUAUGCCAUCAUCUGUAAAUCGUGACAAGCUUCACAAUCACAAAGCUAUAUGCAACAAAGAAGAAUCCGAAAACGAAACCACAAGACAAGAUUUUAGGCCUCAAAAGCUUCAAAAAACAAUGGCGGAUAGAAGAAGUGUAACUAGAUUUGGAGCAGAAGCAUUACAACUCAAAAACGUUCUAUCUCGAUCAAAAAAACAUCAUCAUCAUCAUCCAAAACUUGCUUCCCCUGUAAAAACCACAACACAUCAUUCUAGAAAGAACACAUCAAGGUUAAUUGGUGCUGCUUCUAGGAUUCUCGAAACUAGAAACAAGUCUAAAUUUGCUAUCACUUAUCCUCAUAGUGUAAGAACAGAGCGUAUGAAAUUAAAAAGUGAAAAUCUUGAAGCAUCCUGCAAAAACUGUGGUAAUCUUCUUCACAUUACAGAGUCUACAUCAACCCAAACAUCUCUCUUUGAUUCUCAAAACCCUUUUCAAAAUAGUAACUCAAGAUUCAAUCAAGAACAAGAAUUUGUUGCAUCUUCAAACCGAAGAUUGAACUGUUUUCCAUCUGCUACAGAUGCAGUUAGUGAUAAUACCAAAGAUUUUGUUGCAUUGAAUAGGAGUUUAAGUGGUCAAACUCGGUCAAGGGCACCAGGUAAAGUUGAGGAUACAAAGAGAAAUAAUUUCGUGUCUCGAGGGCAGAAAAGACAUUUAACACAUAUCAGAAAGCAAGGGGAAGGGUAUAGUAAUGUAAUGGGUUGUCCUCCAAAUAACAAACCAAGAAUGGUCGUAAGUGCUUCAUGUAAUGGAAAACAAAUGAGGCAUGAACAUCAGGGGCAAAAUGGGAAUGGAAUGAUGUUUAAAUUUAGUUCACCAAUGAAGAACACGUGUGAAAAAGUAGAGAAAAGAAGGAAUCAAAAUCAAAAUGUUUCAUAUUGUAAAAGUAAAACUACUUCUUCACGCAAAAGGCUUACAUCAAAUCAGAUUGACAAAUUCCCAUUAUUGACUGGAGAUUCUUUGGGUGCUCUUCUUGAAGCAAAAUUGAAUGAGUUGACUAGUCAAACUUCAACAAAAAGAACACCAGCUCAUAUUUUUCAAGAGCUUUUAUGUGCUUUAAAUAAAGAAAACCCACUUCCUCAAAAUGAUGUAUUCUGUUUACAGACAAAUUCAGAAAGAUCUGGAUACAAAAACAGCAAUCAUUUUAGCCCAGGAUCAGUUCUUGAAGCCUCUUUUUCAAAUGACAGCUGUUGUUCCAGUAGUUUGGAAGAUAGCUCAGGACGAAUGCAACACACAGAUUCCACGAGUUACUCAUACGAUGAAUCGCAUUUUCGAAAGUUUCAAAACAGCGAAUUGGUGGACACACUUGCAGAGAUAAUGUGGACAAAAUUCGGCAAUUUUUUUGGAUAUGAAAACGCGAAAACAAGAUAUCAAGUGAAGCGAUUUGUGUUUGAUUGUUUAAUUGAAUAUUUGGAUUCGAAUUGUGGAGUAAUGGGGUCUAAGGUUUUGAUUGAUGAAGUAAUGGAAGAGGUGAUGAGGUGGAUGGAUUUUAUUGGUUUGAAUGCGGAUGAGGUGGCGGAAAGGGAUAUGAGUUAUUCUUUGGUGAAAUUGAUGGAUUUUGAGAUUGAAUGUCGUGAGAUUGGUGGUAGAAUUGAAGGGGAUUUAGUUAAUAUGUUGGUUGAUGAAAUUGUGUAUGAUUUUGCAACGAUUUAGUUGAUUAAUGAGAUGGUUUUGUAUAAAUUGAAAUAUUGAGUGGUAAAUUUUCAAGGGAUUGUUUUAUGUGUGUC